Messenger RNA from Triticum urartu, 1491 nucleotides. Lineage: Eukaryota; Viridiplantae; Streptophyta; Magnoliopsida; Poales; Poaceae. The record is from RefSeq and is a predicted model, not a curated record.
AUGGCGUCGCCCCGACUGCCGUCGCUCUACGGCGGUCUGCUGGUGCUGGCCCUCCUCUGCGGCGGCGCUCUGGCGGCUGGGCCGACCCGCUACCUCUCCGUCAGCCUCGACCAGGUGGUCGGCUCCAAGGCACGAGCCCAGUGCUAUGAUCCCUCCUCGUUUUCAGACGAGACUUCUCGCAACAAGUUCACCAUCCAUCCAUCUUGUGGCGCGGGCGAGCAAGUGGGACGCAAGCGCGGCAUCCUUAGCCACCACAGAGCCCGGCUGAGCACCAUCCACCAAAGGUCUUACCCUUCGGCCAUGCCUCCCAUGUAUUUCCCGCCGACCCCCGCACCAACCACCGUCUUCCCUCCACUCCCCGCGCCAGGUUCAGUACCAGCAGAUGGCAUGCCUCCGAUGUUACCAGUCGUCGCCUUCCCUCCUAUGUUCUUCCCGCCAAAUCCAGCACCAUCAGAGGGGAUGCCUCCAUCACCAGCCAUCGCCUUCCCUCCGAUAUACUUCCCGCCGGCCGCUGCACCAUCGGAGGGGCCGUCGGUCACCAUCCCGGAUGUUCCGGGGACCAGCGGCUUCAAUAUAACGGAGUUUGUCGUCGUCGUUGGCUUUGGCACGCCAUCUCAGCCAUCUGCCUUGUUGUUCGACACCGGCAGCGACCUCUCGUGGGUCCAGUGCCAGCCGUGCACGGGCCACUGUUACCAGCAAAACGACCCGCUCUUCGACCCGACCAAGUCUUCGACCUACGACGUCGAGACGCUGACGUUCUCCUCGUCGCGCAAGUUCUCCAGCUUCCCGUUCGGAUGCGGCACGACCAACCUGGGUGACUUUGGCAGCGUCAACGGGCUGCUUGGCCUUGGCCGUGGCCAGCUCUCGCUGGCCUCGCAGACGGCCUCCUCGUUCGAUGGCACCUUCUCCUAUUGUCUGCCGUCUCACAACAUGACGAGGCCCGGGUUCCUCAGCAUUGGCGCCGCCCCAGACAUCGGCAAGGUCCAGUACACGGCGAUGAUAAAGAAGCCGCAGUACCCAUCCUUCUACUUCGUGGAGCUCGUGUCCAUCGACAUUGGUGGCUACGUCCUGCCGGUGCCGCCAUCCGUGUUCACCAGCAAGGGCACCCUGCUCGACUCCGGCACCACGUUCACGUACAUCCCUGCGCAGGCCUACAACUUGCUCCGCGACCGGUUCAAGUUCACCAUGAAGGGGUACAAGCCGGCGCCACCCUUCCAAGACCUCGACACGUGCUAUGACUUCUCUGGCCAGAGCGUGAUCUUCCAACCAGGGAUGUCCUUCAAGUUCAGCGAUGGAGCCGUGUUCGAUAUCGACAUCUUCGGGGUCAUGAUAUACCCUUAUGUGGACCACCCGGCCAUCGGUUGCUUCGCGUUCGCGUCGAGCGAUCCCACGGAUCAGUUCUCCAUCAUCGGCAACACUCAGCAGCGUUCUGCUGAGGUGAUCUACGAUGUCGUAGCCGAGAAGAUUGGUUUUGUUCCGCUGAGUUGCUGA